UGACGUCAGAGUGUCUCCUCUUGUCAGUUGUUCAACAUGGCGGCGGUGGAUGUCAUUGUGGACAACUUGGUGACUCUCUGGAGGAUACCGUCCGUCCGACAAAACUUCCACUGGAUAUUUUUACUCAUUUCGGUCGUGGGAUCGAUUCUGAAAGAGCUGGAGCUCGUCCCGCAGACAUAUUUCAGCAGCACCAGAAACGCCCUGAAUGUGUAUUUUGUCAAAGUGUCCUGGGGGUGGACAUUGCUGCUGCUGACCCCUUUCCUCCUCCUCUCCAACUCCUCCUUCAGCAGGAGCGUUACCUUCCUCUGCCGGCGGCUGCUGUCUCUGGCGGUGGCAACAGCUGUUUGGUACGUCUGCACCGAGACCUUCUUCUACAUCGAGGACGCGACCGGCUCGUGUUUUGAAACCGACACCAUGGAUGUUAUCAACAAGGAGCUCGCAUCCAAAGUCAGCUGCAGGCGGGCCGGCUUCCACUGGCACGGCUACGACAUCUCAGGACAUUCCUUCAUCCUCGCCUACUCUGCUCUCUUCAUCGUGGAGGAAACUGCACCGAUGGCCUCCCUGAAAACAGCCAAUCUUUCCGCACUACCCAGGAUGGUCCUCAACCUGCUGUAUGUGGCCUUGAAUCUGAUAGUGAUCGUUUGGGUGUGGAUGUUUGCCUGCACUUCUGUUUACUUCCAUGACCCGUCUCACAAGUUGCUAGGGACCUUAUGUGGCCUGUUAGGGUGGUAUCUGACGUAUCGUGUUUGGUAUCUAAAACCUUUGUCCCCAGGCCUCCCUCCUCAGCGCCACCCAAAAGAGCAGAAGCAACACGCUUAAGCUGCUGUCAUAUUUUCCUGUACAUCAUCUUCACUAAUAUUGCAGCCAUCCUCUAAACAACACAUUACAGUUAAUGUUAUCUGUCUCCAGGUCCAAGCUGGCCAUUCCAUUUAAAGCUAUUUUUAAGUUAUUCCCUCCGCACAGAACGGUUGUUUUGUACAGGAUGGAGUUUGGCAGCUGCUGUUCCCAAAAUGACUUGUAAUCUGAGCAAGACGCUGCUCUGCUGCUCUGCUGCUCAGCGUCCGCCUCUGAGGCUCGCAUGCUACUCCAGCGCUUGUCCCCCAGUUUGUUGCCUUAUAAUGUUUUACUCAUGACUGAGUAUUUAUAGUUAGAUGUCUGAGUGAGAACACUUGAGAAUGUUUACAGCUCCAGUUGUAUAGCACUAAUGAUGUGUAUGUUUUGCAGACCAGUGUAAGAAGCUAUACAUUGUUUUUACAGGAAACUACCUUCAGCACAAAGUCAGAUCAGACACUGUCACUGCAGUGGGCCUGGAUGAUUUAUUGAUUUUAAAUGAGCUGUCACAUAUGUUUUGGGGUCACUGUGACUGUCAACACUAUGUAAAGUUUGAAUAGCAGGUGUAAAGAUAUGUUUAAUGUCUCAUCAUACAUAGCUUGUAAUGCUUUAAAGGUUAUGGCUGGAAAUAUCUAAGUCGUGUUUUGUCCAAUAAAUUGUUCAAACCCCAAAACAUUCAAUUUACAAUCACAGGACAAAGAAAAGCACCAAAUCCUCACAAGUGUAAAGUGUUUGGUGUUUUAAAUUUUAAAAAAAUCAACAAAUGAUUUGAUUAUCAAAACAGUUGCAGAUUAAUUUUCUGUUAGAUUUAUCGAUUACUGAACUAAUUGUUUCAGUUUAUUGUUUUUGUUGUCAACAACACCAUGAAAAGACCAAAGUAGUCUCGAGUUUGCGUGCCACAGAGGAAACUUGUAAAAGAUUAAAAGAUUUGAGUCUGGUUUUGGUCUUCAUGGGAUUUGUUGACGAUAAAAAUGACCGAGAUUAACCCCAGCCUUAUCCUGUAAGGGGGAAUUUACCAACAUGUAAAUCAGUUUUUUUUAGAAUGCUAGUUUGUCACAAGCAAAUAACUGUUUUGAAGCAUUGAUGUGUGCAUCUUUAGUGAUGUCUCAAACACUAACAAGCUCUUCAGUGAGGGGACGUGGUGAAAUAAAAACCAGUGUAUUUCCA
Messenger RNA from Cottoperca gobio, 1998 nucleotides. It is a transcript of the gene fitm2, whose product is annotated as fat storage inducing transmembrane protein 2. The transcript is spliced from 2 exons. Gene Ontology annotation, cellular component: endoplasmic reticulum membrane. The coding region runs from base 37 to 819 and encodes 260 amino acids. Gene Ontology annotation, molecular function: coenzyme A diphosphatase activity. Lineage: Eukaryota; Metazoa; Chordata; Actinopteri; Perciformes; Bovichtidae. The record is from RefSeq and is a predicted model, not a curated record. Gene Ontology annotation, biological process: lipid storage; phospholipid biosynthetic process; lipid droplet organization.